CGAAUUUUAUUGAUCCAAGUACAACUAACUUUUCCAGAUGGAAUGAAGAAAUUGAAUUGGGGGAGGGGAGCACUUCCUUCCGAUCUCUGGAUAUUCAUCCAAACUCAUCAACAUUAAUUUCCGCAAAUUCCCCAACCUCCUGGAAAAAAUGAAGCCUAAUUGAUUUAGAUAUUAGAGAGAAUGGAUUCGAGCAUUGAAUGCACAUCAUUGAUUGAAGAAGGCGGAUGGGAAUGGGGUAUGUCUCCAUCUCACUUUUCAUCUUCAAAGCCAUCCCACUCCCACAAUCAUACUCUCAUUCAUCCAAUUACAACUCUUCAUGAGCUCCUUGAAUGCCCCGUUUGCACCAAUUCUAUGUAUCCGCCUAUCCACCAGUGUCACAAUGGGCAUACCAUCUGCUCUACCUGCAAACUCCGGGUUCACAACCGGUGCCCCACGUGUCGACAGGAGCUCGGCGACAUACGAUGUCUUGCGCUCGAAAAAGUGGCUGAAAAGCUCCACCUCCCUUGCAGAUACAUCUCUCUCAGAUGCCCGGAGAUAUUCCCGUAUUACGGCAAGCUGAAGCACGAGGGUGUGUGCAAUUACCGGCCUUACAGCUGCCCGUAUGCAGGAUCCGAGUGCUCGGUUGUUGGGGACAUCCAAUAUCUCGUCGAUCACUUGAGAGACGGACACAAAGUGGAUAUGCAUUCCGGGUGCACCUUCAACCAUCGAUACGUAAAGUCAAACCCUCGAGACGUCGAGAACGCAACGUGGAUGCUCACGGUGUUCAAUUGUUUUGGUCACUACUUUUGCCUUCAUUUCGAAGCUUUCCAACUCGGGAUGGCUCCAGUGUACAUGGCAUUUCUUCGGCUCAUGGGAGACGAGACAGAGGCCAGGAAUUACAGCUACAGCCUGGAGGUUGGGGGAAAUGGGCGGAAGCUGACGUGGGAGGGGACUCCCCGGAGCAUACGAGACUCUCACAGGAAGGUUCGAGACAGCCAUGACGGCCUCAUCAUACAGCGCAGCAUGGCUCUGUUUUUCUCCGGAGGUGACAGGAAGGAGCUCAAGCUCCGCGUCACAGGCCGGAUAUGGAAGGAGCAACAGAACCCUGAUCCUACUUGCAUACCCAAUCUCUGCACUUAGAAAAUAUUUCACAUCUAACAAGUCUUGUUAUUCAUGGAUUUUGGGUCUGCUUAUUAUUAUAUCAAAUUUGAAUCUACCAAAUUCACCCGAAAACACUAACCAUGUCGACUUUAUGACUAACGAUACGAACUAGU
Messenger RNA from Salvia hispanica, 1253 nucleotides. Its product is annotated as E3 ubiquitin-protein ligase SINAT5-like. NCBI's taxonomy places the organism in Eukaryota, Viridiplantae, Streptophyta, Magnoliopsida, Lamiales, Lamiaceae. Gene Ontology annotation, molecular function: protein binding; ubiquitin protein ligase activity; zinc ion binding. The record is from RefSeq and is a predicted model, not a curated record. Gene Ontology annotation, cellular component: cytoplasm. Gene Ontology annotation, biological process: ubiquitin-dependent protein catabolic process; multicellular organism development.